GUUUGGGAUCUGUCCUGCCAUCCCCUCGGAUGCCGCCUCAUUCAGUUGGCGCUGGAGCGCGCUAAGCCACGCGAAGCUGCUGAGCUGGCCAGCGAACUCCGAGGCCACAUCCGAGAGGCCCUGAUGUCCCCACAUGCAAACUACGUUGCCCAGAAGAUCGUGACUCAACUGACAUGGACGGGCUGCAGCUUCGUGGCUGAUGAACUGGAGGGUCUUGCGUCGAAGUUUGCUCGCCACCGCUUUGGGUGCCGCAUUUUCUGCCGCUUGCUCGAAUUCUACGCGUCACAAGAAGGCACCCUACGACUGGUGGAUGAGGUACUUCAGGAAGCCGAAGAUUUGUGCUGUCAUCCGUUCGGUCACCACGUUGCCCAGUCCGUACUGGAGCACGGUACCGACCGCCACCGGGACACGGUGGCAAAGACAAUUUGCUCGAAUCCUCUGGGCUUCGCUCAGAACCAGAAUGCAA
Molecule: messenger RNA, 466 nt
Organism: Symbiodinium pilosum
Lineage: Eukaryota; Dinophyceae; Suessiales; Symbiodiniaceae
Source: the annotation of a GenBank genome assembly